GGGCUGAUAAGAUUACCCGGUCUAACUCCAACGUGCAGAAAAAACUCCUUGAUUGUGACCGGGGUAAAUUAUGUCAGUGGAUUAAUCAGGGAAUAAGAAAUUGAUUUCUUUAAAAUGAAGCCUCUUCGGACAUUUUUCGCUUUAAUACUUAUCUUGAAGACUGAAGCUAAUCCUUACUGUUUACCUAAUACAACCAGCGCUCCAAGUCCAAAGGAACCACCUUUCCCAACAUUACCCGACACUUUUCAAAGUCGAGUGGAGGCCACCAUCGUAGAUAAGAAAAUGACCGUGUCCGCGGAGGAAUAUUUCGACAACAGGAAUAACAGGGCCACUCUCAUCAUGACCUCGGCUGGCAACACCCCAGACACAUUGGUGUAUGACUACGCCAACGAUCAGCUGUUUUAUAUUCAUGGUGGUCGAUGUCAGACUAAUGAUCUUUUACACGAUCCCAACAACUACCUGUUUGGAAAUAAACAACAGAAUGGUGUUGCCCACACAUUCACAUCAAAUGGCGCCUUACACUUCAUGAAAUCCUACGGUCAGACAUAUAAGGGCCAAACCAUAGUAAGGGGGAAAAAUGCAGAUCAUUGGAGCACGUGUUUGCAAUGGCCGAACCCCAACGCCACUUUUACCUUGGAUUAUUACUUUACUGCUACUGAUUGGGUCAAUCCGGUGGCAAUACAACAAAUUCCACUAAGAGCUGAGGCUCUCGGGAUUCAGGUGUUUCCAAACUCAUCUCAACGAAUGUUCCACCAUAUCUAUGACUACUAUGACUUCCGGUUCGAUUUAACAGUUGAAGAUACAAUAUUUCAGACGCCUCCAGGAGUCUAUUGCGCGAAUCGAAAACUGACUAAGAAGAUUCCGGAUAUUGUGAACUCCCAAGUUUAUCAUUACAGAACGGAGAUAGUGUCCGAAGACGAGGGAACUGUGCAAACCAGCAUUAUAUAUUACAAUGAACAAUACAAACUUGUACGUUAUGACUACAAGAACCUGGCCAAUCUCCUACCCACAUACUCCCAGAAUCCCCUGUCUGAGAUACACGACUUCAAUGCUGGUGUUCGUUAUAUCAAGGAUUUGGUAGUGGGUAAUUGUUCCGUAUUUCCUUUGAGUAACAAUUCCAUUGACAGCGUGGAAUCGCAUGAAACUUUUUAUGGCAACGGAACUGAAAAAUCCGGAUAUUCACUUCACUUGAAAAACCCCCUUCAAUUUUUAAAACUUGACACAACUUACGAUUAUAUUGGUCAGAGGCGCUGUCGAGGUAACGCUAUGUGCGAUGUCUUCAGUGGUAUUCGAUCGGAUUACAUGGAUACCAAUGGAUUUAAAAAGAAUGCCACUUUCGACUAUUAUUUUUUAUCAGACGAAUUUUCGGAAAUUUCCAUCGACAGUUCUGGCUACGAUCCUUCUAACGUUCCUUACCAGCUACUGGUGACUCUUCUCGGAACUGAUGGAUCUCCGCAGUACUCCGUGACGUAUAACUUUGUGGAUUACGGGUUCGAGGACCAAGACAUCAGUGUAUUCGAUGUGUCCUCUUGUUACUCUGCUUCAGCCAAUCUACAAUUCCAAGUCAAAAUGCCAGGUAUAUUUCACAAAGCAGACGAAGAACGACUAAAAAUCAAAGCCCAGAUGAAAUUUGUAGAGACUUUGAAUGUGUCCGCCAUUCGUGUGCAGGACCUUCGAUUAGAUUACGACAACUCGAAUAUCUACAUAUCUGCUACCUUGUUGGACAGGUCCCCUGCAUCAGCUCAGUUUACCCACAUCCGCGGACAACAGCUAAGCAGAACAGGAGACAUGCAUUAUGAUAAUGUACAGAGUCCUGAAGAUUGUGCAAAAUAUUGCGUCACCAAUUACGACUUCACAUGCAACAGUUUUGAUUUCUGUGCGACUGGGACCAACAACUGUCGACUGAACAAAAGACAUAUAGGGGACGGUGCUACUCUCUCCACCAGCCCAUGUGAUCAUUUCUCUAGAAACAUCAACGGUCCCAUUGUCCAGGAGACGCCUGUAGAUCAGGCGUAUGAUAAUCUAAAGACGGCAGUGUAUCAAAAGAAAUUCCGGCUGCAGGUUUUCGGUCAACAGGACUUUGACUCAUAUGCGGUGGAUGUUCGAAUUCUAUUUGGUUGGAUGGAAAAUGUAACACUACCUUCCAUAGCGGGACAGUUUUCAUACGGACUGGAGAUUGUUGAUCCAGCAACCCAGAACGUCAUCUCCGCAAACGUUUGGUAUGACAUGACUUAUGGGUUGGUGCGCUUCGAUCUGACUAAUACUAGUCCAUCUCCGCCGUUCUACACGACUAACCCGAUCACAACGAUAGAGGACUUCAAUACUGGAACAUCUUACAGCAUUGACCGUUCCCUUGGCAACUGUACCAUACACCCCAUACAGCUCGGAAGCUUCGCAACUCAACAGGACAAAACGGCACUCAUGAAGAACGGGGCUUAUGUUAUAAAGAUGAAAGGACCUUUGGACAUUUUCUCAAUGAACGAGUCCUAUCGAUGGGCUGGCCAAAGAACUGUGCGAGGAAUGCUUUGCGACGUCUUUGAGGCUACGACAACUGAUUUCAAGGUUCCAUCCAUAACCCAGACUUUCACAAGCGUUCUCCAAUUCUUUUUCAUGUCGGACAGUUGGUCAGAAACACCAGAUACAGACUCAAACCCUGUGAAUGCCCAGCCAAUCAAACUGGUCAUAUCCUCAGCAGAGGUUGGGCUAUCCUUGACAUAUAAUUUUUACAACUUUAACGAGGAGGACCCCGAUCUAAAGAAUUUCGAUAUAACGCCAUGUUUUACGGCAGAUCAACAAGAGAAUUUUGUCAUCGUGUUCAAUGGUUCCUACCAUCCAUAUUUAAAUACGAAUGAGAAGUUUUUUGAAAAGGCUGCUAGGGUUAUGAUGUCGGAAUCCUCUAAGGCGUCCCCGUUACGGUUCCAGAAACUAGAGGUCACUUACGACAGUGUCUCCCCCUACUUAUUCCUAAUCGGAACACUGGUCGACCCCGCCCCUUUUAUUGAUGAUUUUACACAAACAAAUACGGGCAUGAACCCACCUAAAGGCGCCCUGACCCUUACAAGCAUUGCCUCAGCGGCAGCGUGUGCCAGCCAAUGUCGCCAGAACUCAAAGUUCCCAUGUCAGGGCUUUUAUUACUGUUCCACUGGGUCAACCUGUGUAUUGAGACCGACCCACGCCGACUCCAGUACCUCUACCAACAGUGCAUUGUUAUGUGACCACUACUCAAGAACUGUAAAUUCGACAUCCACUGUGCAACCACCAACUGACGUCAUAGUAUCGAAGAUUUCCAAUUCAAUCUACGAUGGCUUAAUACAAGUGCCCGUUAAUUAUGGAAGUGCAAUUUACACAUUUAACGCAACGAAUAUUAGGACACGUAUUCUAAGAAACGGAAGACCAAGUGAAUCAAAUCUACUUCUGACACAUUUCUACAUCUAUCGCCAAUACUUUAUUUUUACCAAUACCGACACUUCCAUUGCUGGGUUGUCGGUUGAGGACUGCGCGCGCCGCUGUAUAAACAACAUGGAGUACGAGUGCCUAUCGUUUAGUUACUGUUUUGACCUUGGUGAUUGCUUCCUUAGCCACGUCCAUGCGGACAACUCCUCUGGAAUAGUACAACGUCAGGAAUACUGUGAUUUGUACUCACGUUAUUUUCUUGAUCAGUACACAGAAUCCUCUGGUUUGACGUAUUCAGUAAAGGCUGACGCAACACUCCCCAAUGUGCCAUCCGCAAACCUUUGUGCAAAGCUUUGCUCACAAUAUACUGCAUUUCAGUGCAAAUCUUUUGAAUACUGUACAAGUACCAAAAACUGUCUCCUGUUGAAGAUGCAUGAACUUGAUAUGGUGGGAAACACAGCUUCAAAGAGUCUUACAUGCUCCUUUUACAGCAAGAACUAUUUCUAUGACUUCAAGUUGUUAAAAAGGAUGACAAUAUCGUUUACAAACGUUCUGGAAUUUUCGAAUAUCACCAGUUCCCAGUGCGCCAAACUAUGUGUGGAACAGGAAGGAGCAGCCUGCAGGAGCUUUGCAUAUUGCAAUAUGACGUCAUUGUGUAGACUGACAUCAUCUCAUCCGUUUCAGUCUGGAAACGCUGUUUCUAAGAGCGACAUGUGUGACUUAUAUUCAAGAAAUUUUUACCAGCCGUCAUCGUAUUCUCAACCAAGUAAAAUUCAAGGCAGGAGGUCAAGCCAACCUAGUAAUGGCUAUAGCGGAGGCUCAUUGGCCGGAGCAUCUAUAGCUCUAUUUAUCGUUGGGUUGGCGAUUGGUGUGGGCGGCAUAUACUUGUAUAGAUACAGAAAAGAAAGGCAAGCCACUGAUAACAUUGAUCUAGUUCAACAAUUUGGUGAAAAUCCGAAUUAUAACAAUUUAGAGUCUGAGAAUUAUGACGAAAACACGCAAGACAGUGAAAGGAAUACUUGAUGUAGCCCGACUCUAGCAUCAAGCUAAUUUUGAGAGUUAUUUAAUUUGAGAGAGAGAGAGAGAGAGAGAGAGAGAGAGAGAGAGAGAGAGAGAGAGUGGGAGAGAGAGAGAGAGAGAGAGAGAGAGAGAGAGAGAGAGAGUAUGUGUUUUUGUGUGAGAAGUUGUGUGUUUUGCCCUUGAAUUGUAUUUACGAUUUUCAAUUUUAUAAACAUUUGCAUUUUUGAAACUUAUAAAAUUAAACAGUAAAACGUGAUGUUAUUUUUCAUUGAAUAAAGUAGA
Molecule: messenger RNA, 4695 nt
Organism: Magallana angulata
Lineage: Eukaryota; Metazoa; Mollusca; Bivalvia; Ostreida; Ostreidae
Exons: 31
Coding region: 115-4416 (1433 amino acids)
Source: RefSeq, a predicted model, not a curated record